Messenger RNA from Wasmannia auropunctata (little fire ant), 1139 nucleotides. RefSeq names its product odorant receptor 63a-like. The transcript has 8 exons. Gene Ontology annotation, cellular component: plasma membrane. Gene Ontology annotation, molecular function: olfactory receptor activity; odorant binding. Bases 1 to 1047 code for a protein of 348 amino acids. Gene Ontology annotation, biological process: detection of chemical stimulus involved in sensory perception of smell; sensory perception of smell. The record is from RefSeq and is a predicted model, not a curated record. Lineage: Eukaryota; Metazoa; Arthropoda; Insecta; Hymenoptera; Formicidae.
AUGGAAUGGUACAAUGCUCCGUUAAAAACACAAAAAUUGAUACUAUUUUUGUUACGAAAGACAACAAUAUGUUACAAAGUUGAUGCCGGUGGUAUGUUUAAUCCCUGUUUGGAAGGUUUAGCCACAAUAAAGGUAUUAAUGCAACAAAUUCAAACUGAUUGGAUCGCUUUGAAAGAUAAUAAUGAGAUUGAAAUAAUCCAGCGAUAUGCACAAGCAGCAAGACUAUGCACUACAAGUCUAGCAACAUUGAUUUAUAUAUGUAUAAUCGCAGUUUUCUGCAUUCAAUAUGUGCCAAUAUUUCUUGACAUCAUAGCACCAUUAAAUACAUCUCGGCAAGCCGAAUUAUUAUUUCAAGUUGAAUAUUUUCUUGACCAAGAAAAAUAUUAUCAUACGAUUCAAUUUCAUUUAGAUGUAGGACUUAUUGUUGCUGCGAUGACAAUCCUGUCUACUGAAUCAUUUUGUCUAACACUUGCCAUACACGCAUUUGGAAUGUUUAAAAUAACUAGUUAUCGUAUGGAACGUAUAAUAAAUAAAAAUACUCCGAAUUCAUUCAUGGAGAAACAUUAUGCCUUUCAUGAUAAAAUAGUAACUGCUGUAAAUGGUCACAGAAGAGCAAUUGAAUUUUGCGAAAUUAUUAAAUCAACCUUUGCAAUACCUUAUUUGGCUUUAAUAUUGCUUGGAGUAACUUCCUCGAGCGUAAAUUUAUUUCUGCUCUUCCAAAUAAUAAUGUCGACGACCACAAUAAAUGAUUUAAUAAGGUCUGUUAUAUAUGUCAUUUGCCAUUUCAUCUAUAUGUUCUCAACUAAUUACGCUGGACAGAAAUUUGUAGAUCACGAUGCUGAUGUCUACGGAAGGAUAUGCAACAUACAAUGGUAUAAUGCGCCAUUGAGGACACAAAAACAGAUAUUAUUUAUCAUGCAAAAAACCGUAAAAAGUUAUCACAUGGAUGUCGGUGGCUUAUACAGUCCUUCAUUAGAAGGUUUUACAAAGCUUGCGAGUGCGUCACUCUCUUAUUUUACUGUUCUCUGUUCAAUGCGAAAAUAUUAACAACAUAUACCACAACAAUAAACUAAUGACACUUGAAAUGACAAGUUGCUGUAAUGCUUGCGAUGAAACUUGAGAUGGCAAAGAAUAAAAUA